Messenger RNA from Ictalurus furcatus (blue catfish), 4569 nucleotides. RefSeq names its product guanine nucleotide-binding protein G(q) subunit alpha. The transcript is spliced from 7 exons. Gene Ontology annotation, biological process: phospholipase C-activating dopamine receptor signaling pathway; adenylate cyclase-modulating G protein-coupled receptor signaling pathway; action potential. The record is from RefSeq and is a predicted model, not a curated record. Gene Ontology annotation, cellular component: heterotrimeric G-protein complex. Lineage: Eukaryota; Metazoa; Chordata; Actinopteri; Siluriformes; Ictaluridae. Gene Ontology annotation, molecular function: guanyl nucleotide binding; GTPase activity; G-protein beta/gamma-subunit complex binding. Bases 1256 to 2335 code for a protein of 359 amino acids.
GCCUGACUCUCUGAGUAGCUGAAUUGUUGUUUUUUUUUCAGUUGGUUAGAAACACACCUAACAUUAAUAACCGUCGUGGUUAAGCGAGAAAGUAUUUCAGAAAUAAACUUAUGUGGGGGGAAAAGUGUGACAUUAUGAAGUAAAGCGUGUGUAAAAUCGUUCCUUGUUGGUGUAGAGAGCAGGUCUUUUGCUGUGCCGUGUUGCUUCCUCUCUCAGAGAGGUCACAUGGCAGGCAGGGGAGUGGAUGCAGCCUGUAAUGCAAUUACAUAUGGAAGAUCCGAAAGCAAAUGCACUUCGACUGGAAUUUACCGGAUUGUGGAUGCACAGAAUCGUUUUAAUGAAUUGAUUCAGCGCGGACGGAUUUGUUCGAACUUGUUGUUGUUGUUCUUCUUUUUCCUCCUCAAACCUGACCCACGGUACAUGCACGGAGAGGGUUUUCCUGUAAAAACAGAACCGUUCCAGUCUGGUGGUCGGAAGGGAAUUGUGAAUAGUGAAACUCCGCCAUAUUCAGCUUUUUACCACGCCCGGGGUCGAGCGACUGGAGAGAGAGAGAGAGAGAGAGAGAAAUCGAGAGGAAAAACCUGACGAUUUCAAGGCUUUCUGGUUAUAUAAAUGAUUUAUUGGAGAGUCGGGAGGAUUACAGCACUUUGAAUUGUCACACAUGAGGAUUCAAAACGAUUCCAAUUAUAUCUAGAUUUAUAACAAGCUGUAAAAGAAAGAAAACAUCGUUUAGCAGCUAUGGAGUGUGGAAUCUGUUGAUUAUAAAGUGAGGCUACACACACACACGUAUAUAUUUACAUUAUUUAUAUAUGCACGUGCGCAUUCUUGUCGCCUCAGGUAGGGGCUCGCGCUUGUGUUUUUUUUUUUUUCUUUUUUCAAAGCGAUGAUACGUAAAUGAUAUCAACAAAAAUGAUAUAGAUAUAUAUUUUUUUUUUGUUUAUGAAAUUGCGUCGACGUUUCAUGAAUCGCCUCACUUCUCCACCUCCUUUUUCUCCUCCUCCUCCUCCUCUCCUGUUCUCCACUCUGGACUACAGGAAAACUAGCCUUUACUACUACUUCUACUUCUUCGUCGGCUUCUUCUUCUUCUUGAUCUCCACGUGCGCUUAAUUGUCAACACCCAGAUUUUCAGUGUGUGCGUGCGUGUGUAUCUCUCUCUCUCUCUCUCUCUCUUCAGUGGAAUGGAAUAGCUGAAAAACUUUUCAACAAACAAAGAAACAAAAACAGUGUCAUUUAUCGUUUUAUUUCGGAAAGAAACAUGACUCUGGACUCCGUCAUGGCGUGUUGCCUCAGUGAAGAGGCGAAGGAAGCGAGGCGGAUCAACGACGAGAUAGAGAGGCAGCUCCGCCGGGAUAAGAAGGACUCCCGCCGAGAGCUCAAGCUUCUCCUGCUCGGGACGGGCGAGAGCGGCAAGAGCACCUUCAUCAAGCAGAUGAGAAUCAUUCACGGUUCGGGCUACUCGGAGGAGGACAAGAAAGGAUUCACCAAGCUGGUCUACCAGAACAUAUUCACGUCCGUUCAAUCCAUGAUCCGAGCCAUGGACACCCUGCAGAUUCCCUACAAAUACGAACACAACAAGGGAAAUGCAAAUAUCGUUCGAGAAGUGGACGUAGAGAAAGUUUCAGUGUUUAUAAAUCCAUACGUAGAUGCCAUUAAGAGUUUAUGGAACGACCCGGGAAUCCAGGAGUGCUACGAUCGAAGGAGAGAAUACCAGCUCUCAGAUUCCACCAAAUACUACCUGAAUUCGUUGGACCGGAUUGCUGACUCGUCAUUUGUGCCCACGCAGCAGGAUGUACUGCGGGUCCGAGUGCCCACCACGGGCAUCAUCGAGUACCCUUUUGACCUGCAGAGCGUCAUAUUCAGAAUGGUGGACGUAGGUGGCCAGCGGUCAGAGAGACGCAAGUGGAUCCACUGCUUUGAAAACGUCACCUCCAUCAUGUUUCUGGUGGCGCUGAGCGAAUACGACCAAGUCCUGGUUGAGUCCGAUAAUGAGAAUCGAAUGGAGGAAAGCAAAGCGCUGUUUAGGACGAUCAUAACGUAUCCGUGGUUCCAGAAUUCUUCAGUCAUUUUGUUUUUGAACAAGAAGGACCUGCUGGAGGAGAAAAUCAUGUUUUCACAUCUAGUAGAUUACUUUCCUGAGUACGAUGGGCCCCAGAGAGACGCUCAGGCGGGGAGGGAGUUCAUCCUGAAGAUGUUUGUCGACCUGAAUCCCGACAGCGACAAAAUCAUCUAUUCGCACUUUACUUGCGCGACAGACACGGAAAACAUCCGCUUCGUCUUCGCCGCCGUCAAGGACACCAUCUUGCAGCUCAACCUGAAGGAGUACAACCUGGUGUAGACAAACAGACGAACGAAGCGUGGCGUCUCUGCAGCUUGAGCUUAACUUUAAAAUGACACGCAGAAGCCCUCCGGGGCGACGUUGAUUUUUCUUUUCUUGUUUUUUUUUUUCUUCUUCCUUCGUCUCAGGCAAAUUGGAGACUGAUUUACCAUUUUGUCUUUGGACGAUAAUGUCAAUGAAUACAAACUGCUCACUACUGCGUAAUUUAUUUGCACCUCGGAGCUUGUUCACAGGGUCCGUCUCGAGUUAUUCCAUGUUAUUCCAUUUUAAAGCGAAACGAUGCGUUUUAUGAUCGCCGUGCGGCUCGUUCAGGGGAGCCACAGAGGUUUCGUAACGAAAGCAUUUCGCCCUCCGUAUGAGAUUUAAGGAAUGUACAUAUUUGGUUAAUUACUGAAUUAAGAUGAUCGCUUUGCUCAGAUUAUCCAAUCAUCCAAUGAUCGAGAGGUUGCUAGAAAGUCAUUCAAAAUUUUUUUUUUUUCUCCAUCGUAUUGAAGUACUUCAACUGGUGACCAUUUUCUGUUCAGAGUCUGAGGAGACAAGUUAGGUUCGGCGAGGGGCGGGGUUUACGCUAAAAAUAAGCCAUUUGUUGUCUUUAUGAUGGUUAACAGUGAAGGGUUAAGAGUUGAGUGGUAGUAUGUUACAAGUGCCACGUUUUGCUUUUAAAUAUGUUUCUUAUAUAUUGCCAAAGGAAUAUACGCUCCAUUAACAUUAGCCAUCCCUCUGUUUUUAAAAAAAAAACAAAAAAAAAACACACUCUAUCUGUUUGUACUGUUUUCCAGAUUUCUGAAUUGUUCUGGUAAAGUUGUCCAGCUCCACAGCUUGACUGUACUCUAUCGCUGUAAGUCCUCAGUAUUUCAUUAGCCAAAUUGAGUGUCGGUCUGUUUUCAUCUGCUGCCUGAUAUAUAAGGUGCCAUUUUUGCUCCCAAAAGUUCCCCUAAAACGGAACGGGUCACUUCGGGUUCUUUUGGCAGCACUUUCAGUAUAUUCUUCUUAAUGAUGAAAUCAGGAUGUGCAAUCAGUGUUUUAAAGCAAGGCCAGUGUAAGGAACGAUGGCGGAUUUCUACAUCAUGUUUCCACCAAAACAAAGUUAGCUCGUCGUCCUUCCAAAACUUAAGACAAGGUGAUCUCAGUGCCGUCAUCAUUUUCCUUUCAUCCUAAAUGGUUUCGUACAAGCUUUCAUCGAUGAAGGGCUGCUGUUGUUGUUAAAAAAUAAAUAAACGGCGGUAUUUGUGAUUUGUGAUGUUUGCCAUUGGAAUGUUCUGGAAAAUGAACCAUAAUGAAGUCCUUGUGGUUUUUUUUUGUUUGUUUGUUUUCCUCACCUAACGGGAUGUUGGUGUUUAAAUCAUUCCUAAAAUGACUCGAUUAAACUUCACUUGCUUGUAAUCCCUGCAAAGCUUUCACUUUUAUGUCAUGCUAGAGAUAUCGGUCCAUGCAGGAUUUCGUGAAGGGUUUUUUGUGAGUGUUGCAUGGCUGUUUUUUAUUUUUAUUUAUUUAUUUAUUUAUUUUAAAUAUGCGAUGCAACUUGCGGCAUUUUUUCACCCGGAAAACUACUUGAAUUAGCGAAAUUGCAAUUGCACGAAAUGUGUCUUUCACAUUGUGGUAAAUGAGACCUUUUAUCUGUACCCGUGUUCAACGCAUGCGAAUCGAAGACGGCUAUGGCAGACUGCCCGUUGUGAUGCGUCCCUGCCCAAAUCUGCGCAAAAAAAAAAAUCUGCGUGAAUUUUUACAAAUCUUACAAAUUUACAAAGAUUUUGCUGCGAAAUCAUGGGUGAGACUGUAAAGGAAGAUGAUCUGGAAAUUCUUCAUGUAGCAAUUGAAUGAAGCAUUUCAAAAAUUUCACCAAUGUUCACAAAUAUUUGCCCAUCAGCCAUCCUGUGUGUAAAAAAAAAAAAAAAAAAAAAUCAAAAGAAAAAAAAAAAACCAACCCUCUAAUGCAUACAGCAGAUGAUGCCAUUGGAUGCCAUUUCUGCUCACACAAAUCGAAGAAAUCUGACACCAACAAACUUCUGGAGCUUCUGAGUAUCGCAAAAGUAGUUGGACUUGAAUAGCGAGUCAAACCCUUAAUCAGUACAUUCCUUUCACAUUCAGCGAUCUUCUGGGAAGCACUUUAGAAAACAAUGAGUUGUAUUCGCCAUGUUUUUUUAAAAUUUCUUUUCUUCUUCCUCACCAGUUCAGUUCAUUCGACGUGUAACUCGAUCACCUGGAUGUCCGAAUGAACACUCCUCCUCCUUUUG